GAAAGGAAAGACUGGGAAACCCAUGGACCCACCCUAAUGUGGAAGAACAGCCAAAUCACAAGAAAUGGUGUGUCUUACUCACUUAGGCUGCCUGUGUUCUUAACAGGUGAGACAUCUCAGUGCCUGCCUUGCCUCUUUUGUCCUAUACCUCAUAGAUACUGCACAAUCCCAUGAUUUUUACUCAUGGAGGUCCUCCUGUGUUUUGUAGGGACCUUAAAGACUCAACCGAAAGUGACUGACCACUUAACAAAGAAAAUCUAUUCCCAUAUUCACCCUCAGAGAUUGCCUGGGUCCUCUGUCUCAAAGAUACUCUUCCUGAGUGGACCAAAGGGUAUUCUUUCCUUAGAAUCAUAACUCUUUUGCCUGUGUGUGAUGGCUUUUGGACAGUAGAUGAUGGAAUCUUUAAGUCUGCAUUUAAUGAAACCAAAUUACCUUCCCAUCACAUUUUUGUCCCUUUUCCAGAGACAGAAGAAAGACUAGGAUAGAUUUAGUUAUUUGGCAGGGUUUAUAAAUGUCUGCUCCAAUAUCUACUCUCACAGUAUUCUCAGCUCUGCAGGGAGUAGGAACUCCCUGGAGGUGAGAGGUAGAAGGGGCAGGAAGGAAGAUACAGAAUUCUUUGUCUUGUCUUCUCAAGACAAGAAUCUUUGUCUUGAGAUGCUGUCAUGGAGAAUUUUUACUUCCACGUUAGGAGGGAAGGCAGCUAGGAGCCAAGAUCUUCCUCUCCCUUCUACUGGUUAUUUCCUCCUAAUUGAUGUGAGAAACAGCCAGCUCAGUCUUCUGCAGCUUCCUUCAAUUCUUGUUAGACAUGUAUGUUCUCUGUUCCUGCUGAGUUUUCUCCCUUCUCUCUCUAGAAAGAGAUCAUCUGUAGUUGUGUCUGCUCGGGAUCUAAUGUUUGCACUUUUUCUCUCCACUUUGAAAUGCUUAAUACAAUUGAAAUGGAAAAAAAUAUUAUUACAUGGGAAUUGGGAAUUCUCUUACAUAGUCACAACUGCUUUCAGUCAAGAGAGUUAAAAUUCUUUCCAAAACAGCCACAUCUUGUUCUGGAUAAAUGCCAGGGAGCAGGAAUGUUCCUAGGUUGAGUGUAGGAUGUUAGUUUUCAGGUCCAGUGAUAAGAAGAAAAGUGGGAGUAAGAAGUUUGCUGAUCUGAAAUCAAACCUAGUCCUAUGUUUGUCCCCAUGUAGAAUAACUGAGGGACAAUCCCAAAUACAAGCACAAAUACAGGCUGAGUGGCAAAUUAAUUUAGAGCAGCCCUGCCAAGGAGAACUUGAGGGUGUUGGUUUGACCAGAAGUUCGACAUGACCUGGCAAUGUACAUUCACAGCCUAGAAAACCAACCUUGCCCUGAGCUGCAUCCAAAGCAGCAUGAACAGCAGGGCAAGAGAGGGGAUUCUACCCCUCUGCUCUUGUGAGACCCUACCUGGGGUGAUGGAUCCAGCUCUGGGGUUCCUAGUGCAAGGAAAACACAGACCUCUUAGAGCAAGUCAAGAGGAGACCACCAAGAUGCUCAGAGGGCUGGAGCACCUCUCCUAUGGAGACAGGCUGAGAGAGCUGGGGUUGUUCAGCUUGGAGACAGCUCCAGGGCCACCUUGGAGCCCCUUCCAGUACCUAGAGGGGGCUACAGGAGAGCUGGAGAGGGACUUCUUGUGAGGGCAUGUAGUGACAGGACAAGGGAGAAUGGCUUGAAAGAGGGCAGGUUUAGAUUAGAUGUUAGGAAGUAAUUGUCUACUGAGGAUGGUAAGACACUGGCAGAGGUUGGCCAGAGAAGCUGUGGAUGUGCCAUCCCUGGAAGAGUUCAAGGCCAGGUUGAAUGGAGCUUUGAGGGCCUGGUCUAGUGGAAGGAGUCCCUGUCAGUGGCAAAAGGUUUGAAACUAUGUGUCCUUUAAAGUCCCUUCCAACCCAAACCAUUCAGUAGUUCUGUGAUUCUAUCAUUUAAUAUGAGUUGCUGAAACUAUCUACCUGCUUUUCCUCUCCCCUGCACCAUGGUUAGUGUGUCGGUAUAGGUACAUUAAUAUCAAAUCCACAGAAACCAUCAAAAAAACCUUCAGUAUCUUCCAAGACAGUGUUACUACUUUGGUGCAUGAUUUUAGUAAAACACUCUAAAACACUAGAUCUUGUAUUUGCCUUUACAUGUAGGGCUUCUUCAAACCCAAGGACACAAAGCUGGGAUUCAGGCUAAGCCAGCAAUCAAGCACUAGGUUACUGGUCAGCAUAGGUUUUAACCUAUGUUAAUCAGCAGCUUUGACUCAUGAAUCAUACACAAAACAAUAGUGGAGUGCCAUGACAGUUUUGGUGGAAAACACAGCUUCCAGGCAUGACCAGAGAGGAUAAGCAAUACUGUCAUUGUAGAUCAUCUAGUCUUUUCCUGGACUUGCCAUUUUCCUGUGUUUGGAUGACAAGGGUUUGCUUUCAGGGUAGCCAGAUAUGAAGUGCUUGUGAAGCCUGGUGUUGGUGUGGAAUGCUGCCAAGGGAAGGUCCACACCCCUUCAGAACAGCUCCUUCCCUUGCUGUAGGUGUUGUGCUCAAAGUAAAUCUUCUGAAUCCUGAAUUACAUAAACUGGGUGGGACUGGGUCAUACUCUCAUACCUCAAAGCCUUCCUGUUUGCACAGCCACAGCUGCCCCAGCUCAGCAGAAGACAGCUUUGGGGAAAGGAUGAGCCAAGCUUUCAAACCGAGGGAGCCUUAACAGAGACAGAGCACGUGUCACUCACAGACCUCAAAGGGCUUGGCAGUCAAGGAGUGUCCUGGAGAUGAAACCCUGCGCCACUUACGAGCUGUUAGUGGAUGGUGUUGGGACAUGGGACUUCACUGGAGGUUUUGUUCCCUGUGAGCUGCUCCUUGUUGGAGAGGAUGCCUACCCUGUGCUCCUGAGCGCUAAGAAGCAGGUCCUGAUUGCUGUUUCACAGUAUGGGAAGGGCCGGAUGGUGGUUGUUUCCCAUGAAGGAAUCCUGAAGGGCCCCAAGUUCUCCCAGUUCCUCAGAAAUGCCGUAGAGUGGCUCAAGCCUUGCCCAGAGGCCCUGGUUGGGGUUCAUCCUCGUCUGGAUUCCCUGUCCCAGGUGCUGCUUGGGGCUGGCACCCGAGUGCAGGUGGGGGCAGAGCCCAGCCCAUCCAUGGGGGUGUUCUGUAUGGAUGCCUAUGACAGCUCCCAGGCCAAAGGCGUCGUUGACUUUGUCAAAGGGGGUGGAGGGCUUCUUGUUGGAGGCCAAGCCUGGUAUUGGGCAAGUCGACACGGCAAGGAGAAGGUGCUGUUUGAAUUCCCUGGGAACCAGGUGACCAGUGUGGCUGGCGUGUACUUCACAGGAAACACAGUGGAAAAAGGCAUCUUCAAAGUCGCCAAGAAGAUUCCCAAGAUCCCUUUAGUUGUCCCGCACCAGGCCAACCUGAGCCUUGAUGCCGAAUUUCUCCUGCGCGGUGUGUCGGAGCUGGAUUUGGUGACGGGGGGCAUGCCCUCCACCUUGCUGGUGCACGGAGCCCUCUCCUUCCCGCUGUGCCUGGACAGCUCCCAGCGCUGCCUCUUGGCUGCCGCACGCUACGGCCGUGGCCGUGUGGUGGUGGCAACCCACGAGAGCCAACUCUUCUCCCCAAAGCUGGCCAGGUUCCUGCUCAAUGCUGUCUCCUGGCUGGAUGCCGGGAGGAAGGGGCUGGUGGGGGUGGAUCCCAGCCUGAAGAAGCUGUGUAGCCUCCUGUCUCAGGCAGAGGUGAAGUCGCAGCUGUCACAGCUGGCAGGUGACAUCAGCGUGUACUGCUGCACCUCUUAUGGUGACAAAGAAGCCGAGAGAAUCCACACUUUCGUUGCAGAGGGAGGCGGCCUGCUGGUGGGGGGCCAGGCCUGGUACUGGGCUUCCCAGAACUGUGGAAAAGCUGCUGUGGCAGAAUAUCCUGGCAACAGGAUCCUGAACCGCUUUGGGCUGAGCAUCCUGGGGCAGAGCGGCCAGGCAGCCAAGUACCUGCCCGUGGGGCAGGGGGAGCACUACCACUUCCGCAGGGCGCUCCUGCUCUUCAGCACGCAGCUGCAGGGGCACCAGGAGCUCACAGAGCCCCUGAAGGGCUGGCUGCACCCUCUGGCGCAGGACUGCGCUGCCUUCCUGCACAUCCCAGCCCACGACUGCCCGGCAUACGCCUCGCUCCACCGCAUCCUGACCAAAGUGCUCAAGAGGACUGGGAUCCCACAGGUCAGCAGGCACUGCCCGGUCAAGAGCAACUCCAAAGAGGCAGUGCUUCUCUGCAUGGCGACCGAGCUGUCCCUCACCAUGACAGACAGUGCGGCCCUCGUGCAGAAAUCUGCUGCUGGGGCCUGUGGCCUCCCUGUCACUGUGGAAAUCGAUGGCACAAACCCAGGAAAGACAGCCUGGAGAAGCACAGGGCUCUACCUCCCUGAAGGGCACACAGCAGUAAUAAUGUGCCCUUGUCUGGUGGUCGGUGCUGGUCUGAAGGUGCAGGUUGGGUGUCACACAGAUGACCUCUCUAAAGCCAAGGAGCUGAAACGGGCACCAGUGGUAAUACGCACCUGUGAUGUUGCCUGCCAGAAACAAUCCAUUUCCUGCCUCUGGGGUGGCCUCAUUUACAUCAUAGUACCAGCAAAGAGUGUCCUGGGGAACGUGCCCAUCACGGUGGAAGGGGCAGUCAGAGCUCCUUUCUUCAAGCUUGGGGAGACCUGUGAAAGGCAGUGGGAGGCCUGUAUCCGGCACUACCCUGCUCCCUGGGCAGAGCUUGCUGUUGAGAAUCUCAUCCUGACGGUGCCUUCUGACAGCAUCCGCCACAUGGAGAACCCACGGCCGCUGCUGACCCUGUGGAACAAGAUCAUGGUGGCGAUAAGCAAGUUGGCAGCCGUACCAGCAAAAUUCCCAAGGCCAGAGAGGAUUGUAACAGAUGUCCAGAUCUCAUGUGGCUGGAUGCAUGCUGGCUACCCCAUCAUGGGCCACCUGGAUUCAGUGAAGGAGAUGUUAGAUGUGAAGCACAUACAAACUGCUGGUCUUUGGGGUCCUAUCCAUGAGCUGGGACACAAUCAACAGCAGCAGGCAUGGGAGUUUCCUCCUCACACCACAGAGGCCACAUGCAACCUCUGGUCUGUCUAUGUUCAUGAGGAGGUGCUGGGCAUUCCCAGGCAUCAGGCCCAUCAGGCACUCAGGCCACAGUGCCGGAAGGAAAGGAUAAAAGAGUAUCUGAAGAAAGGUGCUCAGCUAAAGGACUGGAACGUGUGGACUGCUCUGGAGACAUACCUGCAGAAACUAUUAGCCUAAUGGAAAAGCACUCAACCUGAUUUUAACUGGGGACUGCAAAGCAGAUGUCCAUUAUGAUGGCUUAAGGUACUGACUGUUGUGAGGUGAGUAUCUCUCAGCUUCCUUGUCUGAGAGCUCUCACAUUUUAUAUGAGGAAAGGAAUAUUUACUGGAGUAUUGAUCCUGACUUUUCCACAUCCCAGAGAAGCAUUUGAAUUGUCAAGCUGAAGAGUCAUCCUCUGGGGUUUUUUGGUGCAACGAAUAAUAAAAUAUUUACACAGAGUGGAACAGUUUUAGGAGGAGAUAUUUUCCCACAGUACCUUACCGGUUUGGCCACUGCCUCACUGCCUCACCCACACUUGUAGGCUGGGAUGUCUCAUCUCUUGUUUGGUUACUAACAGGACUGCUGGAAUAAAUGUGGCAUGGAAGAACAGUUCUAAUUCUGCAGCAGCAGUUUUUCUGUUUGAACUCCUUUUGUUCUUAUUCUUAGGCCAAGCAUGUCCUGUUCAUAAUUUCUCCUCAUUUUCUCAACACUCCUUGAGCUCCUGUACUCCUUUCUGGCUAUCCUGUCAGUGUCCCUCCCCUCUGAUACUGUUUUCACUGUCUUCAAAGCAGCAGCUUAUAUAAUAGGUUGCUGACACUUCUGCCUACUCCCAAUGUAUCUUUGAUCUCUGUUUGUUUUGGGAGAUCAGUAUAAUGGAGGUAUUUUUCUGUAUUUUAGUGCUGUUAGUUAUGCUCUGAAGCCUGAAAGUUGGGUGCUUUCAUCUAAAUUUACAUUCAUUCUAUAAGACACUGCAGAGACCUGUGGAAUUUUCUAUUGUGUGUACAGGAAUAAUGCCAGUGAAAUGAUAGCUUAAUUGUUUGUACACUGAAUUAUUUUU
Cyanistes caeruleus (blue tit) is the source of this 6095-nucleotide messenger RNA. Lineage: Eukaryota; Metazoa; Chordata; Aves; Passeriformes; Paridae. The record is from RefSeq and is a predicted model, not a curated record.